GCCUUCAAUAUUGCCAUGAGCUCCCCUCCCAACUCUGGCAGCUACAUGACAAACUCCUCCAUGACCCAGUCCUUCUACCCGGGCAUGGACAGCAGCCAGCUGUUUCCUCAGGAGCAACAACAACAAAAACAGAAGACCAUCUCCGUGUCUGAACGCAUGCAGCAACGGAUUAAAUGCCGCAUCCCCAUCGUGAACAUGGACAAGAAACAGAUGCUGUUUAUCCAGACAAAGAAUAACGAACAGCUCUCAGGACCAUCAGUCGAUGUGACUUGGACAAUGGAGACCCUCCACGUGCUUCUGUCUCCCAAACUUCUGGGACUUUUAACUGAGAUGCUUGGCUCCAAAAAGUCUACAGGCAGGCAACAGGGUGCUGUCCAGGAGCCAAUGACGUUGGAAGAUUUUGCGUUCUGUCGCAAAUUUGCUGAGGAAGACAGCCGCCAGAACAGUCUUGUUGAUCAUAUCUCUGUCCCACAAUUGUCAACAACAGAUCACAUUGAGCUGAUGCAUGGGGCCAGCUCAGCAAGCAUGUUGUCAGAUAACGAUAUGUUCUACUCAACUGUGGACCCCACAUAUAAGGGUCAGGCGACCGGCUUUGACAUCAGUGACACUGCAUCGGUCAGUACAUUUGCUGGUCACUCCACAUUCACUUCUAGUAAUGUUAGUGGCUACUCCCAUGCCAAGCGUAAUAGAGAACGCAGUGCUAGUUUGCUUAUGGAAGAUCACAGCGAGGACAGCAAAGUGGUCAACUUGACCAUUCCAUUCUUCACUGUCACAGUUCUGAUGGAGGAACCCAAAUCUGACCCCUUUGCUCUCAGGUCCAGCUCCUCCCUCCACCAGCACCUUCCCUCUGUGUCUUCAGAGCAGGAACAGCCAAAGUCUUUCACCGCUGGAGACCAGUCUCCUGUAAAUAUCCCACCAACCUCGCCCAGGCACGCUUCUUCGCUUCCCGUGAAUGUAGACUCGAAGUCUGUACCGUCACCUCCUACCCAUACGUCUUUCAGUAAUAAAGCGAAGGAUGGACAAAAAAAUAAUUCUGAAAGUUCUGAUGAUGAGGAGGAGUUUCAUGACAGUGGAGACUAUUUCGAGAAAUGUGUUGAUGGACGUACCAUUGACAGUCCACCGUGUGGGAAGGCAGACCAAGCAAAGAUAGCUCCUCCCACCAUUUCACAUUCGGACUCAAUGGCUACGUCAUCGUCUGCUCAGCCUAGCCAAGUUACCCAGGAGCCCAACUCCCCUGAAUGUUGCCUCAAGGUAGUGGCUGAUCGGUUCUUUCUGGCUAUGGCAGAACUGGAGGCUCGCUCUUCCCUCAGGGAGCUGAGAGACAAGGUCUCCCAUGUCUUGCCUUUGGACCAUCUUGGACUUCUUUCAAAGCCUGUUCAAUUGAACAUAAACCAGCUGAAGAAAUCUUUGGAGAGCAGGCUUGAGGUCAAGGUCAGGAUGGGCAAGCUGGAGGUGGUCGAGUGCCUGUUUGACCGGCUGGACAGCAGCAGCAACUUUGCGAAGCAGGUGUUGCCCAAGGUCCCACAGUACUCCAUGCCAAAGGGAAGCAACCACAGCUCAUUGCUCGACAACCCCGUAGAAAUCAUUCAGCUCCUCACAUUUGAUGUUAAUGGCCUGUCUGACCAGACUCACGGUCAGUUUGACCCCCAGCAAUUCUUUGCCUCGGACAAGCAUCAGCAGCAGUCCUCAGCUCUCACACUUUCUGUAGACUCUAUCAAGUCACGUCGAAGGAGAAAAGAAGUGCCGGCGCUGAAGGUGUCGCUGGACUUUGGCAAAAUGACAUCGGAGGUGGACAUCACUAUCAUUGACCGCCUGGCUCCCCUGCUGGCCAUGGACACAGGGCGGAGUCAAGGACCGGGCACAAAGCUGCUAGAUGAGUCUGGCCAGUUGGAAGAAGUAAUUCAGGAGGAGUCAAGCUCGGUCGCCUUGAAUAUCAAUACAGAGGUGAAAGCUGCCCAUUCCACACUUCGCCUUCGAUUCCCAAUCCCGGACCUGCGAGUGAGCCCCCCUCCCCCCUCUAGAGAGGACUGGUGCCGACGCUCCCUGCACAAGGAGAUGCUGGUCCUAGAACUGGAGGCCCCGGAGGUCAGGACGAGCAUCAAGGGAGAUGACCCAUGCAAGUUUGAGCUGGAAGUCUUCAAAGCCAGUGCAUACAUGCAAGAGGACAUAGACAAAGAUCCUGUCCUUUUUGGAGAAGUGACGGUGGAGGACGACAAAGCAACCGCUCAUGAUGCUCAGCACUUCAACUGGCCACGAAUUGUAAUUGGUUGCACCAACAAAAGGAACUCGGAGCUGGAGACGGAAGAGGAGUCUGACCACUCAAACUACAGCUCGGACCUGUACACAGACCUGUUGCACUCAGAGUCGGGACCAUUCAGCAAGAAAAAGAGUUUCUAUGAACGCGAUGACCUCUCCUUCUCGGAACAGGCUGCCCCAGAUAGCGACAAGAUGGUGAUGCCAGGCGACAUUCUGGAACUGCGCCAGUUUCGCGAGGAGUGUGUGGCUCACACAGAGAUGUCAGUGGACAUCAACAUACCUCGUAUCAUCGUGUCUUUACAUUCGAAGGAGUUCUUGGAGCUUCUUUAUAACAGGUUCAACAAUGACUUGUUGAUGUGGGAACCAAAGCCGCUGAGGGAGCAUUCCUACAGCCACAGCUUGGCGCCCUCCACCAGUAGCCUUGGAGUGCUGCACCUGCUUCAGCAACAGCAUCGACACAUGAUAUCAAGCAUUGAUAAUGAAUUGCCGGAAUCAGAGGAAGAGGAGGAGUCUAUGAAGUACUCUAUCCAUGACCACGCGGCCAAUCACAGUGGGAAACAAAUAAAGCCAACAGCUGUACGGCCAAUGAGCAAACUCUGCUUCUCUCUCGGCAUCGGCUCAGGAAUAGUGUUUGCUGUGAUUCCACAUCCAGAUGCAGUAACAGAGCGAGGGCUCCAUGCAGAGAUGUGUCUGACAGUGCGAGAUGGCAUGCUGUUCUCUGUCAACAAGCACUGUGGAGACCCUGAGCUCAAGUACCUAACCCUACAAGCCCACCGAGCACAUCUUUACCACAACAGUCAUGUGACCAGCCCGGUCCAGGCAGGGUCCUUGAACCACUUGCGCCACGGGAUACCCGAGCAGCUGCGACCUCGUAUCUACCGCUCGGAGCGCUGGGUGUCUGACCGCUCUCAGGGGCGGGCCGGGUGGGGAGGGGACAGCCCAGACAUGUUGGCACUGGUCGUCAAGACCAAAGUGGACACUAUCAACAAUAUCAAGAAUUUCACACUGGCCCUGAGAGUGGACGGUGCUACACUGCGACAUGAGAUGCACAGAACUGGGGAGAGUUGGGUGUCACAGGCCAUGGAUCUGUUUGACCUGACAGACUUCCCCAUCCUAGGAUACACAGUGCCCAAAGUCAUGACUGAGAUUCACUUGCAGAUUGACCACUGCUCUGUGGAUUACAGACCCAUCAAUUUGCCUGUGUGGAGCUUCCUGACCAUGGAACACUUCAGCCUAUGCAGUAAUAUUGUUGCUGAGUCUACUGUGUCUAAAAUCCAGCUACGUUUUGAUGAUGGGGCACUGUUCCUCUCUAAGAAAUGUAACAGAGAGGUGAAUCUGCUGAAAGAUUAUGUGUGUGUGGGAGAAGUUGACCAGCUGAAGAUCUGGCUCCAGUUCUCCUACUCGCGUCCACAGAAACAGAAGAUCCCCAAAACGGACAUGCGGUUCAUGUGCAAUCAGCUGAUGCUGCACACGUGUGCGGAUUCAGCUCGCGCACUUGUCGACCUCAUCCAGUACCUCGUGCGUGAUGGGGACCUGGGUGAGGAGGACUUCGAAGGGGAUGCCGACUCAUCUUGCGGGGGAGAUGAGACUCAAUCCAUAGCUGCUCAAGGGGAGGAAACGGAACUUCAAGGUCAAGCUGCAUCGUCUUGUCCAGUUGUGCCAGCCCUCACCCCGGAGCAGGAAGCUUCAGUCGUCUCGGCUCUAGAGGAAGCCAUGAAUGACAGUCAAGAAUGCUCUGAAGGAAAAGCGGAGCCUGUGCCGGAGCGUCGACCCAAGGGACCAGGCACUCGUGUGUUCUUCCAGUAUGAUGGGUCCCAAGUACCAGAGCUGGAGCAACACUUGAGUGAGGCGCUGCACAUCACCACGUCAAACAGCUCAGGGUCAGACGAUAAUGGCAACUGUGAAGAUGACGGCAACGAGGAAGAGGAGUUUGAGAUUGUGGACUACCACAGCAAAGAAAUUAGGAAUGUACACGGCAGUCACAAAAUAUUCCAGCUGUCGCCUCACCCUCCGGAGGUAGUGGAAAACUAUCUUCCUAAGCCUACCAGCUCUUUCGACAUUUUGCGCUCGCCUGAGGGUUUCCCUGAUCCAGAGUACCAGUAUACCCUGAGAGAGUUAUCUCUAGUCUGGCGUCUCUAUGGAGGGUCUGAUUUUGGACAUCAGCGCCGUGGCUCUAGUGCUGAACGAAUUGGAUUGUCUCGUGGAAUGCAGAGUCCAAGGUCUCAGAGGAAGACGUCCGACGCAGAUGGUUCUCCUCGGAACAGCUGGCGUCGAAGGGGUGGAGAGUUACGUAACUUUGAUUUGUUGAUGGAGUUCGAUUUGAAUAAGAUUCGUUUCCGCUACGAGGUUUAUCCCACCUGGACUAUCCAGUCAUCCCGGUUUAAGUUCCUGGUCAAUUCUUUUGAGCUGCGGGACCGCAUUGUGGCGUCAGAGGUCAACAAAUUCCUGGUCAAACUGGUGGAUAAGGAUCAUCCAGAGCAGAACUCAGCUUACAUGCUGAUGUUUUCCGGGGUAUUCAAGCGGCCAGAGCACCUCCCACACCGCGAGGAGCUAGAAGUGAAACUGUUCCUGCUGCCCAUUAAGCUGAAUAUUGAUCAGCUCGCCCUCAACUUUCUGAAGACCUUCAUCCAGCAAUUAUCCGAGAGUGAGAUGGAACCUUCCAGUGGACCCCCACCCAGUGGGUCAGCUGUUGGUGGUCGGGCAUCUCCCCUCGGUGGCCGGGCCUCUCCCUCUGGUGGGCGGGUGUCUCCGAUAAGUGGGCGGGCUAGCCCACGAGCGUCUGUUGGGAGUGCAGAUCCCAUCAUGCAAGUGCGAGAGCCCUCGACGAAAGAGUCUAGCAUGGACGAGACCGAGUUGUUGAUGCAGUUUGAUGAGUUCAGCAUGAAGCAGAGCAUUUAUCUGCAGGCACGCCUCAAUGAGAAUGUGUCGGAGGUGCCUCAGGAGGAUCUCCCAGUCUUCAUUAAGUCGUUUGUGUUCAUCUCAGAUGUUACCAUUAAGCUCGACUAUCGUGGCAAGCACUGUGAUAUGGCUCAGAGCGUGCGGCGACGAAGAACGGUGAGACAUCGCAACCGCCAGCCACGCACCACAGCUGAGGGGGCCAAGGCCGCACUACAGGUCGUCACAGAGGGCGUCAAAGAGUCGGCUUCGAACCUCUCUGCGAUGGUCAGCGAGGAGAGUGCCCACAAGGGUUAUGUCGGUGUAGUAGGAGGCACACUACGCAAUGCUACUCCAGAGUGUUUGUUCAAACCCCUAGCAUUGCUGGCAGAGGCAGGAAGCAGUUUGGUGCAAGGCGUCCGGAAUGAGGUGGACCCUAAUGUGAUGAAAGAGGAGGAGGACCGGUGGAAGCAAGCAUAGAGGACGGUGGGACGGCAGUCAGUUAAAAAUAUGUGCUAGGCAUAGAGAAAGGUAGAAACAGCUGUUGAGAAAUAAGGAACAGUUUCCUGAAAAUUGGUGAAAGCAAGAUUGGGCGGGCUUGUCAUCUGUCCCAAAUUUCCUAGAACUGUCCCACAUAUGGCAUCUGGAAUUUGAGACGACACUUUAACGUCCGCAACACAAGCCAAAUUUUGAACUUUUUUCUGGUGUUUGUAGGCCAUUUCUGAUUACUUUGGUCAGGUGGUCACCCACUUAUAUUCGAUGCCCUUGGUUUGGUUUUGAAAAAGUUGGCGAGCCUGAUACAAAAAUGUACCGUCACAUAUACCUUGGUGGAUGCAGACUUUUGAAAAAGUAGAAUUGCUAGGUGAAAAAAGAUACCCCUCACUUGGUUAGAAAUGGGCAGUAUAAAAUUUGAUUUGAAUUUUUUAAAGAUUACAUUUUAGGACGGGGGGGCAAAGCAAACAAUAGAGGAAGUGGAAUCUUGUCAUGGAAACAGAAAAGGUCAUUUUUUCUUGUUCUUGGAAAUAAAAGUGAGAUUGGGGUAAUUGUUUUAAGAAGACAACGAUUGUAGGAUGUACUGUCCUGUCUUCAUCUCAUCAGGGUGACUCAAGAUUGGCUUUGCUUGUUCCUCAUUCAGCAGUGUCUGUGUCCUUUCCUUGCACCUGACUAUCAAAACUUUAAAACAGUUUUGUAGUAGUGUCUUUUUUUUCUAAAACCCAGAGGUUUUGACAUGUAAGAUUCAUUAUUUUUUUUUAAGUUUCCUGAUUUGAAUGUUGUGUUUUUAAAAAGCAUCUAGCACUACUGGGGUUUAAUUUUAAGUAAAUCCGGAGCUUUUUCAUCUUUAUUUCAUCCUUGUAUUGGCUUUUUCCUCAAUUUUUUUUUCGCUAAAGGUUCGUCAAUUGUAACCAUGUAUUGUUUUCAACAUUUUGUUUGCUGGUCUCACACCUACCUCCAGAACAUAAUAGUGUACCUCAACAAAAUCAUUUUGACUUGUGUUUCUGGACAGGGUUUUCAUUUGUUUGUUAGAUCAUACACCCCAAACUGCACAAUAUUUGACUGGCUCUAAAAUUCAGAGACUGAAAAAGAUCACUCCAACUAUGAAGCAGACCAAUGUCAUAAUAUUUUUUAGGAUCACUUCUAUGAAUAAGCAAAGUGGGGCCAUAUUCAUAAUCCUUUUCUUUUAAUGCAAGAUUUUUUUAUGAAUAAUGAAUGACACAACUUACUGGAAUCUGAAUUGUCCAUUUCUUUGGUUGUUACGGAAGGCGUAGAUUGUGAAUUACACAUUUUAACCACAAUUUUGGAUUUUUUCUUUUCUUUUUUUUGUUGUUGUUGUUCUCAUCUACAUUGUUGGUGGAAGAACGUCACCCCAGUUGUUGUGCUUCUGUGCCAUUGAACCUGAAACAGAAAGCCACUAAAUGUUUUAGUUUGCUGCUUUUUCGUACAUUUUGUUUGCUGCUGUGUGAUGACUUACCCACCUAUGUUGCAGUUCUACAUGGCAAGGACUGCUCCUAAAACAGCUGAAUGUGUUUACAGGAGAAAGAAAUGUUUCUCUCAACUUGUACUCCUUGCAUGGAUGCCAUGCAUUGUUCUCUUCUUUACUUUGUUCGAAGGUUUCAUGCUGAAUACCUGUGGUUGAACUCUCGCAAAAGGCAUUUCACUGUUACCCAGUAUAGAAGUUGUUUUAUCAAGUAUCUCUUUUUGUUUAUAGUUAGCUUUUUAAAUUUAUUUUUUAAUAUAUUUUUUGUUUAAUUUGAUCAGAGAUCAGUCAGUCAACCGACUUUACAGGGUUCUGUUAAGCUGAUUUUGUUGUAUCUGUGUAUAAUGGUAACUGAGUCUACAGAUACAUUUUCCUCAGCCCUUUUUUGUUUGGUACAUGCUUCACUUGACUCUACUAGUCAUUUUGUGGGUUCACUUCAUGGUGGUGAAACUAAAAAAUGACAUUUUAUUUGUGUGAUUUUCAUUAUUUUUUUUGAAGAAUGCAAGUGCCUUGAAAUUACAUGGUUGCACCAACGCCCUAUUUUCAAAAAAAGAUUAACUCUUUUUUUCACUUUUUUUUUUAAAGAUGUUGAAAUAUUCUUCAGUAUUCGUUUCUUCUAUGAUGUGGUGGUCCACCUAAAAAGAAAGUUAUGCAAUGUACUAUAGCCAGGAAAAAUGUAAUUCAGGUUCAGAUAGGUAUUUAUGCUAGUUAUUUCCUUCAAAAGUUGGAUUCAAGACGGAGCAUAAUUUUAAUCCGAAUUCCGCAAAAGGGCUAUUAAGAUUAUUUUACCCUUCUAACAAUGUUCACAUCAUGCUGAAUUCUGAGCUAUUAUCAGCGACUUCUGGCUCUCGCAGACUUGGAUUAUGUUUUGAAUUUUUCUUACUAUAUGUCAUCUGUUAUAAAACCAGUAGAUUUCUCAAAAGAUAUUCAGACUAUUGGAAUGAGUGUAAUUCUGUUAAAACAAUCCUAAACGUUUCUCUGACCUAUUUGAUAAGGGUAUGUGUGUGCAAUGUGUUCAGAUGACGAUGGGAUCUAGCAAAAUUAUGUACUGCCCAUUGUACUUAAACACCUUGAGUAUGCAGUAGUCACUCUUUAGAUAAACUAAAUUUUUUUUAAAUGGUGAACUGGUACUUGUUGCAGUUAUAGAUAUCAAUGUUGUCAGGAACUAACCUGUUUGAUGUUGAAAAAAAAAAA
This is a messenger RNA of Aplysia californica (California sea hare), 8299 nucleotides long. Its product is annotated as autophagy-related protein 2 homolog A. Lineage: Eukaryota; Metazoa; Mollusca; Gastropoda; Aplysiida; Aplysiidae. Gene Ontology annotation, cellular component: phagophore assembly site; extrinsic component of membrane. The record is from RefSeq and is a predicted model, not a curated record. Gene Ontology annotation, biological process: piecemeal microautophagy of the nucleus; reticulophagy; autophagosome assembly. Gene Ontology annotation, molecular function: phosphatidylinositol-3-phosphate binding.